UCAACUUAAAGGCACUGCUCACGAACUUUGUAUGAUCAUAUUUUGUGUUGAACGUAUUGCACAAGAUGGCGGCUUUUAUUAUAUCGGUGUUUCUCGCUACUCUUUCCAGCUGUCUGGCUGCAAAUAUUGUCAUGAUUCCCAUGUUUGGGAGAAGCCAUUACAUGUUUGUCUCCCGUCUUGGACAGGAACUGGCGGAGAGAGGUCAUCAGGUAAAGAUAUAUGUGGGAGCGACACAAAUGUAUGCUGUAAAUGAUUCACUUGUACGAGUCUUCAACGAUGACAAUUUUGCUCCAGCGUUCCGGUCAGCAUCAAAGAGUUCUCAAACCUUCAAAUCGCUAAGCCCAAGACAAACAUGGCAAAGGCUCCUAAUGUUCCAUUCUGUUUAUUGUGAUGACCUUCUCAGUAAUACAGAUGUCGUGGAAGAGAUAUCUCACGCUGAUAUCAUUGUUGGUGAAUUUAUUUACCUCUGCUCGUCUUUGGUCGCGGAUAAAUUCUCACUUCCACUUGUUCUAAUAUCAGCUGCCACAUUAGAUACUCCCACAGCAUUCGCCUUCGGCUUACCUGCCCCUCCUUCCUACAUACCACAGUAUGGAGUUUCUCUUUCAGACAAACUAACAUUUACAGAAAGAGCAUGGAGUCUUUUACAAUGGAUUAUUCUGUAUGGAUCUUACAUUUACGAUAUGUGUCCGCCUUAUGAGAAGAUCAAGGCAAAGUACGCCAUUACACCCAGCAAGAGCAUACAAGAAACACUUGGCAGAGUUGACUUGAUAAUCGGUCAGAUGGAUUUCUUUAUAGAGCAUCCAAGGCCUCUUUAUCCGAAUACACGUGUUGUGGGUCCAUUCCUUGCUAGUCCAGCUAAAUCUCUACCAGACGAGAUAGAUCAGUUCUUUCAGAAGGCUGGGGACGAGGGCGUGAUCUUGGUGUCGUUUGGUACAGUGGUUGGAGCGCUGAGUGAUUCAUCACUGAAAAUUAUGGCUGAAACUUUCUCCAAACUACCACAGAAGAUUAUAUGGAAACUUAAGCCCAAUGACAUUUCAAAAAUCACCGUCAGCGACAACAUCAAACUGUUGCCAUGGCUACCCCAGAAUGACAUUCUUGGCCACCCUAAGACACGCCUAUUUAUCGCACACGCAGGAAUCAAUGGAAUGCUAGAAUCAACCUACCAUGGUGUUCCUAUGAUAUGUUCACCUUUCUUCGGAGAUCAACCACACAACGCCCAGGCUGCAAAGCGGGCCGGGUUUGCUGAGGUGGUGGACCUUGAAGCCACAUCAACAGAGGAGUUUGUUAAUUUGAUACAGAAGGUUUUAACAGAUCCAAGCUACCGAGAGAAAGCAAAGCGAAUAUCAAAAUCUGUUCAGCUGUUGCCACGUUCACCCGUCAAGGAAGCCGCUGAUUGGGUGGAAUACACACAGGCUCAAGGUGAUUUACAGUACCUAAGACCACGUGGCGUGGAUCUGCCGCUUUAUAAGCUCUUCCUUCUUGAUGUUUUGUCCGUUGUGCUCUUAGUUUCAUUUGUUGUUUUUUUGGUCAUCAUUAUCAUAUUUACAUCUGUAAUACGGUGUUUAUCGGGGUCCCCAAGGAAAGAGAAGGUUAAUUGAAACAAGAUCGAGUUAAGAAUCGUUCGUUAUCCUUACUGGUAAACUACUUCUGAAGUAUGGUGACAGUUUGUAGCCUCUUCCGAACUCUUCUCUUGAAUAAUUGAGACCGAGUUUCUUACUUGAGGUACGUUGAUUUUCAUCUAACUCUUAAUUAUCUUUCCACCAUUGACAAUUACGAGCAUAUUUAAAGAAGUUUACGAGGUUUCGAAAAGAUCUGAUUCAACAGUUCAGGACGAAUUCUUUGUCAUCGCUCACGCCAUUUUGAUGUAAACUGUGUUGAAAUAAGUAUUGUCACUGCAUUGAGUCAAAGUUAAAAAGCGUUCACUAAUUUGUUACAUUUUAUGGUGAGCCCGCGCUGUCGAUUGUCAAAACUUGUGAUAACUGUGGAUGAAACACUUACUAUAAGAAGAAUCUCGGGCAAUUAUCUUCUACCUCUAAGGCUGCUGCACGCGUAUCCAAAAGAAUACUUCUUUCGUUGAAUUAUAUCAAUUUUAUUUGGAUACCUCAUUCAUCAUAAUUUCAUUUUUUGAUUCCUAACUCCAAAGCUUUAUUUACAUGGUCUCAGGUUCCCAAAACAACCCUCCCCUUCAAGACAACUUUAAGCAGCGUUCAUAUGGAAGUUGUGAGUGGUAACAGUUGUAGCCUCGCUAUUCUCUCUGGUGACAGCUGGGCAGGUUAUAUAUCAAAUAAAAUUUGAGCCGCCUCGUCUCGGGCAGGCGAGCCGAAGUGUUUAGAUGGGAAAAGGAUGACCCGAGGCGGGACAACUCGCCAUCCCGAGCUGUCUCACCCCAGAGACGAGUUCACCAUUUUCAUUUAGACAUUGGUUGAAUAUUUCAGAGAAAUAAAUGAAGAGAUAGCUCGACCAGGGUAACUCGGGGGAAGGGUUGUCUGGGGUAUUCAAGACCAUAUAAAUCACGUACCACAGUGAGGAGAACGUUGUUAUUUUGUUCCAUCCGGUUUGACCGGUUUUAGAAUGAUUUGGAUUCAUAUCUUAGUGAGUAAACACACCACCAGAAUCCUAAUUUCACCACAUUUCGAGUUGCGUGAGUUAAGUGAUAAAAAAGACAUUUGGAAAAAUAUAAAGCUUAUUCUAAGUUAAUUUAUACUUGUAUGUUUAUUUUGAGCAAAGUCUAAAAAGACUUAAAAGAUCAUUUUCUAAACCAAGAGUUACGAGUUACGCAAGUUUAGUCAUAAAAAAGGCAUUUAGAUGUGCACUCUGACUUAGUUAAAUCCUGUAAGUUUAGUCUACGCUAAGUCUAAAAACGUUGAAAGAGCAGUUCCUGAAUCAGGAUGGGACUAUUCAGCCUCGAGCUUUUAAUUUUAAUUUUACGAAAUAUGCACCUAAAGAAUUUCAGUAGAUUAGUUUUAACAACUCGUUUGAUGGCGGUUUAAAUGAGCUCUUUUUAAGUCACGAAAUUUUCUAGGUCAAAACCAGGUUGACCAGCAACAUGGGUGACCUCAAUCCUACAGUUCCGCGAAAACGGUCGUUCUUCGCUAAUGGAUGAAAAUCGAACUUAAUCUUUACGGGAUAACAUCUCAUUGUGACGCAGAUGCUGCUGAGUCAUAAUAAGAUGCUAAUGCUUUCCAUUUCCGGUCACUAGUUCAUUGCGUGUACAGACUUGCAGCGAAUACGAUGUCUCUUUUGAUCAUAGCGGACGCUUCCUCCAUCUUCUCUCCAAGCUUUGGAUCUCCGAUGAUGCGAGCGGCAUUUCUAACAUCACGACACGUCUCAUCUAAUCGCUGAAUGCAGCGAACAAU
Messenger RNA from Pocillopora verrucosa, 3356 nucleotides. Its product is annotated as UDP-glucuronosyltransferase 2B33-like. Gene Ontology annotation, molecular function: UDP-glycosyltransferase activity. The record is from RefSeq and is a predicted model, not a curated record. Lineage: Eukaryota; Metazoa; Cnidaria; Anthozoa; Scleractinia; Pocilloporidae.